Homo sapiens (human) is the source of this 1010-nucleotide messenger RNA. It is a transcript of the gene CT45A8, whose product is annotated as cancer/testis antigen family 45 member A8. The coding region runs from base 246 to 815 and encodes 189 amino acids. The transcript has 5 exons. The record is from RefSeq and is marked validated. NCBI's taxonomy places the organism in Eukaryota, Metazoa, Chordata, Mammalia, Primates, Hominidae.
AGUGUUCGGCUGGGGCAGGCACGCUGUGGCUGGCUACUUCCCUUCCUCCCAUCCCCCUUGGGCCAAACGGGAUCGGUGCUUCUGGUGAGACGCCUCCCCAUGCACAUCACUCCCAGGUGCCCUAGGGGGCACAUUUCCCACAACUCCCAGAGGGCAGGUUUCUAGAAAGUGCCACCAGUGGGGAGGCGCCACAACUUCACUGCCAUUUUGUGAGGUGCCGCCGUCUCUCCUCCAGCAAGGAAACAAUGACCGAUAAAACAGAGAAGGUGGCUGUAGAUCCUGAAACUGUGUUUAAACGUCCCAGGGAAUGUGACAGUCCUUCGUAUCAGAAAAGGCAGAGGAUGGCCCUGUUGGCAAGGAAACAAGGAGCAGGAGACAGCCUUAUUGCAGGCUCUGCCAUGUCCAAAGAAAAGAAGCUUAUGACAGGACAUGCUAUUCCACCCAGCCAAUUGGAUUCUCAGAUUGAUGACUUCACUGGUUUCAGCAAAGAUAGGAUGAUGCAGAAACCUGGUAGCAAUGCACCUGUGGGAGGAAACGUUACCAGCAGUUUCUCUGGAGAUGACCUAGAAUGCAGAGAAACAGCCUUCUCUCCCAAAAGCCAACAAGAAAUUAAUGCUGAUAUAAAACGUCAAUUAGUGAAGGAACUCCGAUGCGUUGGACAAAAAUAUGAAAAAAUCUUCGAAAUGCUUGAAGGAGUGCAAGGACCUACUGCAGUCAGGAAACGAUUUUUUGAAUCCAUCAUCAAGGAAGCAGCAAGAUGUAUGAGACGAGACUUUGUUAAGCACCUUAAGAAGAAACUGAAACGUAUGAUUUGAGAAUACUUGUCCCUGGAGGAUUAUCACACCCCAAAUGCAUAAUCUCAUUAAUGAUUGAGGAGAGAAAAGGAUCAGAUUGCUGUUUUCUACAAUGGAGCAGGAUAUUGCUGAAGUCUCCUGGCAUAUGUUACCGAAUCAACUGGCCUUCCAGAGGCUAAGAAAUUUCUGUUAGUAAAAGAUGUUCUUUUUCCCAAA